Messenger RNA from Acanthoscelides obtectus, 849 nucleotides. NCBI's taxonomy places the organism in Eukaryota, Metazoa, Arthropoda, Insecta, Coleoptera, Chrysomelidae. The record is from the annotation of a GenBank genome assembly.
AUGGAGAACAUGAUGCAGGGCAAUAAGAUCAGACGAGUUGCAGCUACUCGCAUGAAUGAGAGGUCAUCUCGAUCACACACGAUUUUCCGGAUUAUUCUGGAGUCGAAAGAUGCCAAUCAGAAAGAUGGACCUGUACAUAUAAGCUACCUUAACUUAAUGGACUUAGCUGGUUCUGAGAGAGUUUCUCUGACGAAAGCUGCUGGUGAGCGUCUUAAAGAGGGGGCUAACAUAAACAAAUCUUUGUCAGUAUUAGGAAAUGUGAUAAGGCAACUAAGCGAGGGGAAGGAGUUUAUCAGUUAUCGCGAUUCGAAAUUGACUAGACUGCUCUCACAGGCUCUUGGCGGUAAUGCCAAAUCAUUGAUUAUCGGGAAUAUCAGACCAAUGAUCCACCGCGAAGUAGCCGAUGGUCUAGAGCGUCUUUGGAACGUAAGAGUAAACUGCAUAUGGGAAGCCGAUGAAAGUAGUCGCCAUGGAGAGGUUUAUAUAUUCGACCAUGUAUUUAAUCAGGAAUGUACAAAUUCAGAUGUAUAUGGAUCUGUAGUAAAACCUUUAGUCGAUUCCUUCAUGGAAGGUUUCAAUGCCACAAUAUUUGCAUAUGGCCAAACAUCUUCUGGCAAAACACACACCAUUUUGGGCAAUAAAACAGAUCCUGGGCUUUUCCAAUUAGUAUCCAAUCAGUUAUUCCAGCAUGUGGCAGACCAGGUUGAUAAGAGGUACUUGAUUAGAUGCAGUUAUAUUGAAAUCUACAAUGAAAAGAUCAAUGACCUCCUGGAUAAGAGCAAUCAGGGUUUAACUAUAGAGAAGAUAUCAAAGGAAAUGUGCUGCUUGAUGCAAGGGAAGCUGUCGUAG